Molecule: messenger RNA, 2727 nt
Organism: Lontra canadensis (Northern American river otter)
Lineage: Eukaryota; Metazoa; Chordata; Mammalia; Carnivora; Mustelidae
Gene: SPATA18
Product: spermatogenesis associated 18
Exons: 13
Coding region: 274-1947 (557 amino acids)
Biological process (GO): mitochondrial protein catabolic process; mitophagy by internal vacuole formation
Cellular component (GO): mitochondrial outer membrane
Source: RefSeq, a predicted model, not a curated record
CGGGGGCUGCGCGCGGCCGCGGGGGAGCGAGAGACCGCGCCGGGCGGCGGAUGAGGCGCGGCGGCUGCGGCCCAGGGCACCUCCCCGCCCCGCGGCUUGCCGAACCCUGCCGGCUCUGACCCGAGGCGGAGGAUGGCAGCAGCAGCCGCGCUCUGAGCCCCUCCGGAGAAGAACACCCUUCCCGCCGCAUCGCCCCAGGGUCCCGCGGAGGCCGCCGCCUCGUCCCCUCCACGUCUCCAUCUCCCAGAGCGCGGCCCAGCGGAAAAGUGAGCGAUGGCAGAAAACCUGAGGAAACUGGUCUCGAGCGAAACUUUGCGACUGAUGCACGACAAGCUAGACGGCUGGCUGAGGGAGUACAACGCAAACACAUGUGAUCAAAAUCUUAGUCAUUGCCUUGAGCUCAUCGAACAAAUUUCCAAAGUACAAGGACAGCUCUUUCGGAUCCUCACCACGGCAGCCCAAGAAGGCGGACAUUAUGAUGGUGUGGAAAUAAUAAAAUCGCGCCUUCUGCCUUGGCUGGAGGCCUCCUUUACUGCUGCUUCCCUGGGAAAACCUGUUGACAGCAGGGUGCCCUCUCUACAGGACACAUUCGAUAAAGAGAAACAUAAAGAGUCAGGUGUUCGGGAUCGGGACAUGCAACAACUAGACUCUGAGUUGACUUCGACUCGUAAUCAACUCAACCAGGUUCAAGACGAUCUGGCUGAAACUGAAAAGACUCUUGAAGAAACCAAGAACAGAUCGGCCAUAUCCCUUUUGGCUGCAGAGGAGGAAAUAAAUCAGCUAAAAAAGCAGCUUAAAUCUCUUCAAAUCCAGGAGGACUCCCGCCACCGAAACUUAGAACACAGAAGCACAGAGCAUCGAUGUUCGGAGCCUAGAGCCUCAGAACCAAGGACCUCUGAGCAGAGGAGGCUGGACCAGCGAGGCAUUGACAAGCGGGGCGCAGAGCAGCGGCCCGAAGUGAUUUCCGAUUAUGAGAAACAGCUCCGAACGCUGAAGGACGAGAUAGCGGUUUUGUCUGCUGAAAAAUCUGCACUUCAAGGAAGGUCCGCCAGGAGCCGGACUCCCAGCCCCGGCCCUCGCAGCCGCAGCCACAGCCACAGCCGCAGCCACAGCCGCAGCCGCAGCCACAGCCGCAGCCGCAGCCGGUCCACCAGCCCCUCCACCGCCGUGGUGAAGAUCAGGACCCCGUCGCCGAAUCACGCCAAAAUGUCCAACGUGGCACGCAAGGCUGCCCUCCUGUCCCGGUUCAGCGACGCCUAUUCCCAGGCCCGUCUGGAUGCUCAGUGCCUGCUGCGGCGCUGCAUUGACAAAGCCGAGACUGUGCAGAGGAUUAUCUACAUCGCCACCGUGGAGGCAUUCCAUGUAGCUAAGAUGGCAUUCAGACAUUUCAAGAUCCGCGUGAGGAAAUCGUUGACACCGUCUCUCGCGGGGUCGAAUAACUUUGAAGAUGCUGUCUCGGAUUAUAUCAUUUGUCAUCUCGAUCUAUAUGAUUCCCAAAGCAGUGUUAACGAUGUGAUCCGAGCCAUGAAUGUCAAUCCCAAGAUUUCAUUUCCUCCUGAAGUUGACUUUUGCCUGCUCAGCAACUUCAUCCAGGAGAUAUGUUGCAUUGCCUUUGCCAUGCAGGCUUUAGACCCACCCCUAGAUAUUGCAUUUGGGGCGGAUGGAGAAAUUUUUAAUGAUUGCAAGUACCGUCGCAGCUAUGACUCUGAUUUCACUGCUCCCUUGGUCCUCUAUCACGUGUGGCCUGCUCUCAUGGAGAAUGACUGUGUCAUUAUGAAGGGAGAAGCUGUCACCAAGAGAGGGGCUUUUUGGAAUUCGGUGCGAUCUGUAAGUCGAUGUCGAAGCAGGAGUUUAAGUCCCAUCUGCCCCCGUAGCCGUAUUGGUUUAAGCACGAUAUCUCGAAGCCGGAGCCCUUCUCCAAUAAGAUGCGGAUUGCCGAGGUUUUAAAGCCACCAGACGUGUCCCUUUGCUACAGUACAUCUGCACCAGCAACUUCCCAAGUGCCUGUCUCCUGUGCCUGCCUCAGAACUCACUUAAGAUAAUGUGAAAAUGCAAUUCUGUGUAUCCCUCCACACGGAGAGUUAAAUGUUUUGGCUUAGCAUGUUUGUAACUUCAGAUAUAUUGCAUUUUAUUUUAUUUUAGAGAUACAAAUUCCAUUACUUUGAUAAAAACGAUUGCAUAGGUGUUUAGGAUCAUAUUCAUUUGAAGCAAAGUCCCUCAGGGUUUUCAUCCUCAGAUACUAGGUUCUUCUGUGGCAACUGUAGAAACUUAAGCGGAGGAUAUUUGCCAAGUGGAGUUCAAAAGACAGAGUCAGUUUAGUUUACAGAUGAAUCAUAAAUGUUAUAAUUGCUGGUAUUAGCUUAAGGCUUAGAAACAAUAUUGAGUGUUUUAAUUUUCUUUUGUUUGGAAGACGGCCCUAAUCCCAGGCUGGGGAAUUUGUCCUAGUAGUGGUGACUUCGGGCUACACGUAGAUGGCAUUGAUUUCAGAGAAUCAAGUUCACUGGCUGGCUUCUCUUUUCCUGAUUUGAGACUGCCCUGUUCGGUUUAGUUGGGUACCAAUGCCAAAGCUACUUACCUGAGGAAAUGUUCUUGCUUCAUAAAUGGGGAGAAGUGAUUUGGCUGGAAGCCAGCCUUGAGAGAAAUGUUAAUUACUUCGUGUUUAACUCGUGGGAAUGUUUCAUACAGUUUUAAUGUACAUGUUACGUAUAGAAACGACAUGGACAUGUG